AUGGAUGUUAAAGAACCAGUAGCCAAAAAAGCCCGUACAAAACCAAAAUCUUUUAAAGAUUGGGAAGAAAAUGAUAUUUUUAAAUUAAUUUCAUUGGUAGAGGCUGAGCCCUGUUUGUGGAACGCCUCAAUGGAUGGAUACCACAAUAAAGCCAUUCGCGACAUUGGCUGGCUAAAUAUUGCCGAUAACUUUGAACCCGCAUAUUCGGUAGUGGAUGUAACCACCAAAUGGACAAAUUUGCGAAUUCAAUAUAGGGGGUAUGCCGCCCGUUCUAAAACAAAGUCAGGACAGGGCACAAUGGAAAUGCCUAAAUGGAAAUAUUUUAAUGCUAUGGCUUUCGUAGGCCGAGCCGAGGAUCACCAAACACAACCAACAAUUUCCAAUUUAAAUAUUGCCCAUGGUACCGAUAAUAAUAUUGAUAGCGACACCCCCCACUACGUCAACACCACCAUUAUCUACCCCAACAAUUACCCGUCGCACACAACCCUCAAAUCAACAAUCGGCAGCAACACAAAUUGCAGAAACAAUGCGUGA
Molecule: messenger RNA, 534 nt
Organism: Lucilia sericata (common green bottle fly)
Lineage: Eukaryota; Metazoa; Arthropoda; Insecta; Diptera; Calliphoridae
Exons: 2
Coding region: 1-534 (177 amino acids)
Source: RefSeq, a predicted model, not a curated record